This is a messenger RNA of Oryzias latipes (Japanese medaka), 3049 nucleotides long. NCBI's taxonomy places the organism in Eukaryota, Metazoa, Chordata, Actinopteri, Beloniformes, Adrianichthyidae. The record is from RefSeq and is a predicted model, not a curated record.
ACACGGAACAUUUAGUGUGUGACACGCUGUGAACGAACCAUGUGGAGGUCUUAGCGUUUGUGGCGAAGUCGAUAUUUUACUCUUCGGAUGUCCUAAAAUGAGGAAAACUGAUCACAUGGGUUACAUAGAUUUAAUGUAUUUGUCGUUAUUUUGAUUUAUUUUAAAAUUAAAACCGUCAACGGCGACUUGAAUCAUGGGUAAAUCAAAGACUAAGAACCAGAAGAAGGCCCGAGUCGAGGCCGACCAUGUGGCCGAGGAAGCCUACUCCACUGUGCCGCACUCGUUCGUCUUCCACCGGGGUCAGGUGGGGAAGAACGUGGGUCAGCUCAUCCAGGACAUGCGCACUGUGAUGCAGCCUUACACCGCGGAGUCUCUGAGGGUUCGGAAGAAGAAUGUCCUGAAGGACUUUGUGGCGAUGGCGGGCCCUCUGGGAGUAACUCACUUUAUGAUCUUCAGUAAGACUGACAACAGUGUGAACAUGCGACUGGCUCGACUUCCCAAAGGUCCCACGCUGAACUUUCGAGUCCUCAAAUAUUCUCUUAUCAAAGAUGUAGUUUCAUCUCAGAAGAAGCAUCGGAUGCACGAGCAGCAGUUCACACAUCAUCCGCUCAUCAUCCUCAGUAACUUUGGAGUCGACGGAAUGCACAUAAAGCUCAUGUCCACCAUGUUUCAAAACAUGUUCCCCUCCAUAAAUGUCCAAAAGGUGAAUCUCAACAACAUCAAACGCUGUGUGCUUUUUACCUACGACCCGACAUCUCAGGAGAUUCAGUUUCGACAUUACAGCCUGAAGGUGGUUCCUGUGGGAAUGAGCCGCGGGGUGAAGAAACUGAUGCAGGAGAAAUUCCCCAACAUGAGCAAGUUUGAGGACAUCAGUGAGCUGCUGAUCAAGGGAACAAACCUCUCGGAAAGUGAGGCGGAACCAGACGGGGAGGACAACAUAACUGAGCUUCCACAGCUGUAUUCUGGAAGAGGCAACAUCGCGUCCCAAAAGAGCGCGGUCCGCCUGACCGAAAUCGGCCCCCGCAUGACCCUUCAGCUCAUAAAGAUUCAGGAGGGGAUGGGCGACGGGAACGUCCUUUACCAUUCAACCAUCUCCAAAACCGAAGAAGAAAUCCAGGAGAUCCUGGAGAGGAAGGAGGCUCAGCUUAAAGAGAAGGAGGAGCGGCGGAAGCACCAGGAGCAGAAUGUUGCUAAGAAGAAAGAACAACGAGCAGAGCACAAGAAAAAGAGUCUGGAAGGCAUAAAGAAAAAAACAUCUGAAGCUGACGAGGACAGCGAGGUGGAGGAUCCAGGAAUGCAGGACGGUCAGACUGCUGAUGUCCAAUCUGAUGAUGAUGAGGAGUACUACAGACAGGCUGUGGGGCAGGAACCCGAUGAAGAUAUGUUUCCACGGGCCAAGAAAAGGAAGCUGGCUCCUGGGUCAUCCUCUAAAGAGUUCAAAGCCCCUAAAAGGAAACGGCCCACAGGACAGCAUGGAGACAAACCAGGGAAAGAGCCACAAGGAAAAAGAUGGAAGAAGUCCAGAGAGGGAGAAAAGGCAUUUGGACAGAAAAGGAAGCCUGCAGGAAAAGCAUUUGGCUUCAAGAAACAAGGGGACAGGGAAAAUAAAUUUGGUGGAAAAAAGAAGUUUGGUGGGAACAAAAAUAAGGACAAGUCAUUUAAAUCAAAGAAUCCAAAAGGCUCGUCGGGCUUUAAGAAGAAGGCUGGUGAGAGGAAGCAAGGCUUCAAACAGAGGAAGGGGAAAGGUAGAAAGAUGGUGAACUUCUCUGAUUGCGAGAAGUUUCAGAUCGGCGUGCUUCCUGCCAUGUAUGGAGUGGAGUUUAUCGUUGCUCUUGUGGGAAAUGCGUUGGCCUUGUUUCUGCUGCUCACCAAGGAAAGAAAGAACUGGCACCCAGGUGUGGUCCUGUCCUGUAAUCUGGCCAUCAGUGACCUGCUGUAUGUCCUAACUCUGCCUCUCCUGAUCGUUUAUUAUUCACUGGAGAAACGCUGGAUGUUUGGGAAUGCUGUGUGUAAGAUGGAGAGGUUUCUUUUUAUCCUCAACCUAUACGUGAGCGUCUUCUUCAUCAUGGCCAUCAGCGUGAACCGAUGUGUGGCCCUCGUUUGGCCUUUCUUUAACCGUUCCUACGUGGAGCCUUUCCACGCCAAACUCGCCAGCGUCAUCAUAUGGACUAUCGUCGCAGUCGUCUCCCUACCUGUGCUGAAAUUUGCAUCUGUUUGCCAGCAUGAAGACAACAACAACACUCUGUGUGUGUCUUUCUGUGACCACGUUUCUAAUAAUGCAAGCUCUCACUUCAUCUACAAACUAUUCCUGGCCGUGUUUGGCUGCCUUGUGCCCUUUCUGGUGACUUUCACUUCUUACUUUCUGGUGAUUCGUGUAGUGUGGAAAAAUGUCAACAUAACAAAGCAAGAAAAGUACAAGGUUGGCCUGUUAGUUUCAUCGGUGAUCUUUCUUUAUGGCAUCUCCUUUGUACCGUAUCACUUUGCUCAAGUCUAUCAUUUGUACCAAAGGUUACACUUUCCUAACCUGUCUGUUUGUUGGGUCUACAACAUGUACCAGGUGUCUAAGGGACUGGCAACUCUGAACAUGUGCAUCCAUCCCAUCCUCUACAUGGCCGUGUUUGACAGUAUAAGAGUGGCAUGCUGUGGAAAAGAUUCAGACGACAGAAUGCAGGAAUAAGAAGCCCUUUAUGUCUUUACAGCUGAACCCUUCUCUCUCUCUCUGGCUUGCAAUAGCUUAUGAUGCUUUUCUAUUGUUGAAUCUAUGUUUUUAUACAGUUUUGUGUCCAUUGUUUUAAUGUCUCUUGUUCUAUUACACUUUAGUUGGGUUUUUGAUUGACAGGGAAAGUACUGCUUUGGUGGCUUUUGUCAAAAAAAAUACUUUCUAUCUGACUGGAAGAGUAAAUUAUAGGUUUUAUCUGCAAUAACAGUUUAUAUACACUCUUUAAUAUUUUUGCCUUCCAUAUGUUGAACUUUGACACUCACAUGUUAUGCAUCAAAUCGUUUUUCUUUUUCUGUUCAUACCUGUCUAAAAUAAACUGUUUCUGUGUUA